Molecule: messenger RNA, 537 nt
Organism: Effrenium voratum
Lineage: Eukaryota; Dinophyceae; Suessiales; Symbiodiniaceae
Source: the annotation of a GenBank genome assembly
AUGGACAGGCUGUCGAAGAGAGCCGUCCCGGAUGAUGCGGCCAGCACUCACAGCGCUGAUGGCAGGACUCCUUUGAGCCCAUGGCCAGGGAGCUCUCAGGCCAAAGUGCCUCCGCUGCCUGGGCGCGGGAGCUUACCUUGCCGCCUGUUUGGUGCAGCUCAGUGGCACCGGCCGGCUCGGGAGCUGCCAGACACACCGCAAGAUAGCCGCAAGAGCCAGGUGCCUAGAUACAGCAUCGGCAGCCCGUUGGACACAGCAAAGCCGGAGGCCGCUAGCCCGUGGUGGAAGCAGGUUGCCGAGAUGGAGCCCAAAGCGGCAGAACGGGAAGACGAGUCGCCGGUCAAGGCGGCAGACCCGCCAGCAGAGGUGCUCCAGCCGCUGCUGGCGGCAUUGCGAGAGGACUUCAAGCGGGAGCUGCAGGAGGCUCAGCUGGCCAUGAUGGAGCAGAACUUCCGGCUCCACGCAGAGCUGCGGAAGGACGUGGACGCGCUGCGGCGGGAAGUGCAGCAGCUGCGAGGGGAGCUGCGUGUCUUGUAA